This is a messenger RNA of Emiliania huxleyi CCMP1516, 561 nucleotides long. RefSeq lists its product as hypothetical. NCBI's taxonomy places the organism in Eukaryota, Haptophyta, Isochrysidales, Noelaerhabdaceae. The transcript is spliced from 3 exons. The record is from RefSeq and is a predicted model, not a curated record. The annotation marks the transcript as partial.
GACGCGGACCCGUUCCACCUCUUCCCGCUCGUGGAAGCGGAGAUGUGGCUGCGCGCCGCCGCCGUCUACAAGCCGCGAGCCGCGCUGUCCGAGGCGAUUGCGACGCGCGGCCGCAGAGCGGCCGAGAAGCUCAUCAGCGAGAUGGAGGCGCACGAGGAGAGGGAGGGGCGCGACCCGGCGGCGCUGAGCCGCUCGCCCCUCGCCGAGCUGUGGGAGGAGGGCGAGGAGGGCGAGGAGGGCGACAGCGACAGCGACGCCGAGCAGCCGACAGCACUCGCCGAGCACACUGGGGGCGGCGGGGAGCGCGGCCUCGCUUCCGAGUGGUGGGCUGGGGCUCGCGAGGCGCGGCUCCGCCCGAUGGCUCCCCCCCUGCCCUCGGCCGAGCCCCGCGCCCUCGACCUCGGCUGCGUCUCGCCGCAGGCGGAGCUGCAGGCGUGGCGCGCCGCGGCGCGGCGAGCGGCGGCUCUCGCGGCGAACGUCGCGGCGGACGAGCGGGCGGCGGCGGCGGCGGCGAUGCGGCGGGAGGAGGAGGAGCGGGAGGCGUCGCGGCGGCGCAAGGAA